Messenger RNA from Rana temporaria (common frog), 5196 nucleotides. RefSeq names its product pumilio RNA binding family member 1 (gene PUM1). Gene Ontology annotation, biological process: regulation of mRNA stability; miRNA processing. The coding region runs from base 47 to 3727 and encodes 1226 amino acids. The record is from RefSeq and is a predicted model, not a curated record. Gene Ontology annotation, cellular component: cytoplasm; cytosol. The transcript has 22 exons. Gene Ontology annotation, molecular function: mRNA 3'-UTR binding. Lineage: Eukaryota; Metazoa; Chordata; Amphibia; Anura; Ranidae.
GAAUGGAGGCGACUACGUGAGGUGAAAGUUAUCCGGGUGGCCCCCAAUGGUGUCAGGAAGCGAUGGCUGUGGCGUUGGUGGAAUGAGCGUUGCAUGUGUCUUGAAGAGGAAAACAGUUCUCUGGCAGGACUCCUUCAGCCCCCACCUGAAACAGUACACAGAAGGUACCCUUAACCACAACAUGCCCGUGGUCCUAACAUCUGGACCUGUGGGCCAGCAGCAGCCGCCGCCACAGCAUCCAACUCAUUCUGCACUGGCAACAGGACCUCACGCCAGCCCUGUGGGCAGCUCAAUGGGAGUGGCUGGGCGCUCGCAAGAUGACGCAAUGGUGGAUUACUUCUUUCAAAGGCAGCACGGAGAACAAUUAGGGGGAGGUGGAAGUGGUGGAGGAGGUUACAACAAUAGCAAGCAUCGUUGGCCCACUGGAGAUCAUAUACAUGCGGAACAUCAGGUGCGUUCGAUGGAUGAAUUAAAUCAUGACUUUCAGGCUCUUGCACUUGAAGGAAGAGCAAUGGGAGAACAACUGUUGCCCGGCAAAAAAUUCUGGGAGAGCGAUGACUCCAACAAGGAUGGACCAAAAGGCAUUUUUCUGGGGGAUCAGUGGAGAGAGAGUGCAUGGGGGGCAUCUGAUCAUUCAGUCUCCCAGCCUAUCAUGGUCCAGAGGAGGCCUGGUCAAGGAUUCCAUGUUGGCAGUGAAGUUAACUCUGUGCUCUCCCCUCGUUCUGAAAGUGGAGGCUUGGGAGUCAGUAUGGUGGAGUACGUCCUCAGCUCCUCUCCUGGAGACAACUGCAUGAGAAAAGGAGGAUUUGUAAGUGCCUCUCCCUUAAUACAAACAAGGGGGGGAGCCCUUCGAUUGCCAAGAUAUAGAAAAAUGCAGGGUCCUCGUGAUUCCGAAGGAGAUGAAAAUGACAAAGUGGAUAAAAAAAGCAAAGGAGUCUAUGAAGGGGAUAAAUUGGGAGACCUGAAGGAGGAAGGUGACCCUAUGGAUAAGGCUAAUGGGCUGCCAGUCCAGAACGGUAUUGAUGUUGAUGUAAAGGAUUUUAGUCGUACCCCAGGUAACUGCCAGAACUCUGUAAGUGAGGUGGAUCUUCUUGGACCAAGUCAGAAUGGCUCUGAGGGUCUCGCUCAAUUGACAAACAGCAAUGGAGCAAAGCCAGUGGAAGACUUCGGUGGCAUGGAGUCGCAAAGUGUUCAGCUGGAUCCCAUGGAGCAUGUUGGCAUGGAACCUCUACAAUUUGACUACCAGGGCAACCAAGUUCAAGUUGAUUCAGGAGCUACCACAGUUGGCCUCUUUGAUUAUAAUUCUCAACAGCAGUUGUUUCAGAGGCCGAAUGCUCUUGCAGUACAGCAACUGACGGCAGCCCAGCAGCAACAGUACGCAUUGGCAGCAGCACACCAACCGCACAUAGGUAUGUUUUCAGCAGGUCUAGCCCCAGCUGCAUUUGUACCAAACCCUUACAUCAUCAGUGCCGCGCCUCCUGGAACAGACCCCUAUGCAGCCGGCCUUGCAGCAGCUGCUACGCUUGGCCCAGCUGUGGUUCCCCACCAAUAUUACGGUGUCACUCCAUGGGGAGUGUAUCCUGCCAACCUCUUCCAGCAGCAAGCAGCGGCAGCAGCAGCAGCAAACAACUCUGCAUCUCAACAGAACAAUCCUCAGAAUCAGCAGGGCCAGCAACAGGUGCUUCGUGCAGGAGGUAAUCAGCGACCGCUAACCCCCAACCAGAAUCAACAGGGACAACAAAAUGACCAGCUAGUUGCAGCAGCUGCUGUGAAUUCUGCACUGGCCUUUGGGCAAGGCCUUGCUGCUGGAAUGCCUGGAUAUCCAGUUCUAGCUCCUGCUGCUUACUAUGACCAAACAGGGGCACUUGUUGUGAAUACUGGAGCCAGAAAUGGACUGGGUGGCCCUGUUCGGCUGGUAGCUCCCGCACCAGUUAUUAUUAGUCCAUCUGCAGCUCAAGCAGCUGUUGCAGCAGCAGCUGCUUCUGCCAAUGGACAAGGUGGUGCGUCAAAUGGACCCUUUCGUCAAUUGAAUUCUCAACAGCCUCAGGGACAACCUCAACCACAAGGCAACCAGAAUCUGGCAUCAAGCUCGUUCUAUGGCAACAGUUCCCUGACCAAUAACUCUCAAAGCAGUUCCUUAUUUUCACAAAGUUCAGGCCAGCCAGCGAAUAGUUCAUUGGGUUUUGGAAGCAGUGGAUCACUGGGAGCAACGCUUAGUUCAGCACUGGGUGGCUUUGGAACAGCAGUUGCUAAUUCCAACACUAGCAGUGGAUCGCGUCGUGAUUCUCUGACUGGCAGUACAGAUCUAUACAAAAGGACUUCCAGCAGUUUGAAUCCCAUUGGACAUAGCUUCUAUAAUGGUCUAGGCUUCUCUUCCUCUCCUGGUCCUGUAGGCAUGCCCCUUCCAAGCCAGGCGGCCAGCCAUUCCCAGACACCGCCACCAUCUUUAUCCUCUCAUGGAUCAUCUUCCAGCCUUAAUCUUGGAGGAUUGACAAAUGGCAGUGGCCGAUACAUAUCUGCUGCACCCGGGGCAGAGGCUAAGUACCGCAGUGCGAGUAGUGCAUCAAGUUUAUUUAGCCCAAGCAGCACGCUUUUUCCAUCUUCCCGACUUCGCUAUGGUAUGUCUGAUGUGAUGCCCUCAGGUCGGAGCAGAUUGCUUGAAGACUUUAGGAAUAAUCGUUAUCCUAACCUUCAGUUGCGAGAAAUUGCUGGUCAUAUUAUUGAGUUUUCUCAGGACCAGCAUGGAUCUAGGUUCAUCCAGCUGAAGUUGGAGCGUGCAACUCCAGCGGAGAGACAGUUGGUAUUUAAUGAGAUCCUACAAGCUGCUUAUCAGUUGAUGGUGGAUGUAUUUGGAAACUACGUCAUACAGAAGUUUUUUGAGUUUGGAAGUCUAGAACAGAAGUUGGCACUUGCAGAAAGAAUUCGCGGACAUGUUCUUUCCCUGGCUUUGCAGAUGUAUGGAUGUCGAGUAAUUCAAAAAGCGCUCGAGUUCAUCCCACCUGACCAGCAGGUCAUCAAUGAUAUGGUCCGAGAACUGGAUGGGCACGUUUUGAAAUGUGUUAAGGACCAAAAUGGAAAUCAUGUUGUACAGAAGUGCAUAGAAUGUGUCCAGCCACAGUCUCUGCAGUUUAUCAUUGAUGCCUUCAAGAGUCAGGUGUUUGCGCUCUCCACGCAUCCGUAUGGUUGCAGGGUGAUUCAGAGGAUUCUUGAGCACUGCCUUCCUGAGCAAACGCUGCCUAUACUCGAAGAGUUGCACCAGCACACAGAACAGUUAGUACAGGAUCAGUAUGGGAACUAUGUCAUACAGCAUGUUUUAGAACAUGGUAGACCUGAAGACAAGAGUAAGAUUGUUGCAGAGAUUCGGGGCAAUGUCUUAGUUCUGAGUCAGCACAAAUUUGCAAGUAAUGUAGUUGAAAAGUGUGUGACGCACGCCUCCCGCACAGAACGAGCAAUGUUAAUCGAUGAAGUUUGCACGAUGAAUGAUGGGCCUCACAGUGCCUUAUAUACAAUGAUGAAGGAUCAGUAUGCCAACUAUGUGGUGCAGAAAAUGAUUGAUGUAGCAGAGCCAGCUCAGCGUAAGAUUGUCAUGCACAAGAUUCGGCCACACAUUGCCACUCUUCGUAAAUAUACUUAUGGCAAACACAUUCUUGCUAAGCUGGAGAAGUACUACAUGAAGAAUGGUAUGGAUCUGGGUCCAAUGUGUGGUCCCUCAAAUGGCAUCAUCUAGAGAAUCUUCCUGGACCCACUGUAUCUCCCUAUUUCUGCCCACCACGUGGGAGAUUCGGGGUGUAGCUCUUUCAAACCAACCUUUGUAAAUGUCUUUAAUUUUAUUACACCCAACAUAUUAUUUUUAAUAAUCAACUUGACCCCCCCCCCCCCAAAUGUAUUUCUGUAUAGAAUCACUUGUACAUAUCUUGUACAUGUCCUGCCCCCUUGCUGAAUGCACAUCAAUUGUGCAGCAGAGGCCAUGUGAAUAAAUUUGCUCACCAGAAUCCAAAAGGAUCCUGAAACUUUUUUUUUCUUUUUUUUUAAGACACGAUGCAUGGUUUCCCUUGCCUUUGUUUAUUUUAAAACAUACUUUGAUGAACCAGAGUUCUCCAUUUCUAUCUGUAUGUUCAUAUGUAUACAAUAAUUCUUCUUUUUUUUUUUUUUUCCUGAGCGAAAUCAGUUUUAUUGUGCAGAAAUUGGGAUUGAGGCAGACUGCCCUUUUUACAACUGUAUUAUUUGAUUUUUGACUUACUUUAGCAUGUCCACCUUAAUUCUAACCCGUAUACCCUUUUUUCGCUUUGUAUAAAUAUGUAGUGUAUACUUGAUAUAGAUAUUUGCAUAUAUAUAAAACUUUGUAGUAUUUUUCUUUUAGCUUUUUUGAUGUUUAAAAUACAGAUGUAUCCUGCAGUUAGUGGACAUAAACCCUUUUGACUGUAAAAUUGUACAUUUGUAAAACCUCAGUAAUGUAAAUGUGAGUUUGAAAAUUGACAUAACCCCCUUCCUUUUUGGUAAGAGAUAAGAAAAGGCAAAAAAGAAAAAAAAAAACUUUAGGCCAAACUGUGCAUUUCCAAGAUUCUUCUACAGAUAUAUUGGUCGUGAUGUUGUAAAUUGUAAAUUGUAAUUUCAGCCGGGCAAGACAAAACUGCAUUUCCCCCUUUUUUUAGUUGGUGUUUGAUAUCUCAUUUUACUUCCAUUUAUAAUUGGAUUAAUGUUAAAUUUGCUCUAAAUUAGUGCAGAUAUCUUUUUAAAUCAGCCAACUGCAAGUAUAAUUUCAGAUUUUUAAAUCUGAACUAAAACUACCCUUAUCCAGUUGGCAAUCUCGUUAGUUCUUUCCUGUACAGACUAUAACAUUUUGUUUUGCAUUUUGUCUCACUUGUAAGUUGCUGUAACAUAUUGUCCACUUAAUUCUUUGUUUGAAUAUACAAAUGUAAUAGUUAAACGGUGUAUAUUUACAACAGACAUGAGAUCCCCCUCCCCUUUUGUGUAUAUUACAAAUGAAAAUUUUCAAAGCACACUUGUUUAACUGUAUGUGUAUAAUUAAGAAUACCCUUUUCAAUUGCCAGAUGGAGCAGAAGGAGGGCAAUGGGGAAGGGGCAUUAUUGGCCCUGUGGAUGCUUCUGAUUUAGCAAUUAUUUUUUGUACUUUGUGUAGAAUGUCUAUAAAUGAUGUGUGAUCUUUAUUUUGAAAAUUACAGAACUUUGGAAUCUC